Messenger RNA from Neopelma chrysocephalum (saffron-crested tyrant-manakin), 897 nucleotides. RefSeq names its product zinc finger protein 214-like. Bases 1 to 759 code for a protein of 252 amino acids. Gene Ontology annotation, molecular function: RNA polymerase II transcription regulatory region sequence-specific DNA binding; DNA-binding transcription factor activity, RNA polymerase II-specific. Lineage: Eukaryota; Metazoa; Chordata; Aves; Passeriformes; Pipridae. The transcript is spliced from 2 exons. The record is from RefSeq and is a predicted model, not a curated record. Gene Ontology annotation, biological process: regulation of transcription by RNA polymerase II. Gene Ontology annotation, cellular component: nucleus.
AUGAUCCACACUGGGGAACAGCCCUAUUUAUGUGGGGAAUGUGGGAAGAGCUUCAGGGACAGCUCUGACCUGAUCCAACACCAGCGCAUCCACACCAGGGAACGGCCCUACACAUGUAGGAAAUGUGGGAAGAGCUUCAGGCACAGCUCCACCCUCCGCACCCACACUGGGGAACGGCCCUACACGUGUGGGGAUUGUGGGAAGAGCUUCAUUGACAGCUCCACUCUCUGCACCCACCAGCGCAUCCACACUGGGGAAUGGCUCUACACAUGUAGGGAAUGCAGGAAGAGCUUCAGUGACAGGUCCACCCUCCGCACCCACCAGCGCAUCCACACUGGUGAACGACCCUACACGUGUGGGGAUUGUGGGAAGAGCUUCAGCUGGAGCUCCAACCUCAUCACCCACCAGCGCAUCCACACCAGGGAACAGCCCUAUAUGUGUGGGGAAUGUGGGAAGGGCUUCAGCCAGAGCUCCAGCCUCCACAUUCACCAGCGCGUCCAUACCGGGGAACAGCCCUUCAAGUGCUUGGAAUGUGGGAAGAGGUUUCAGACCAGAUCCAAUCUCCUCCUGCACCAGCGGAUGCACACGGAUGAGAGGCCCUUCCGCUGCACUGACUGCGGGAAGGGCUUCAAGCAGAACUCCCACCUCGUCACGCACCAGCACAUCCACACGGGGGAGAGGCCCUACAAGUGUGGGGAGUGUGGGAAGAGCUUCAUCCACAGCUCUGCCUUGACCAGACACCAACAGACCCACCAGUAAGGGAAGCCCUACCAGUGCCUCAACUGGAGGAAGAGCUUCGGCUGCUCCUUGCACCCCGAAUGAACCCCCUGAUGGUGAGGCAACCCCUGGAGUCCAGUGACUGUCAGUCCAUCCCUUUCAACCAAAAAGGGCCAGUCC